Molecule: messenger RNA, 1653 nt
Organism: Eremothecium sinecaudum
Lineage: Eukaryota; Fungi; Ascomycota; Saccharomycetes; Saccharomycetales; Saccharomycetaceae
Gene: DDC1
Product: Ddc1p
Exons: 1
Coding region: 1-1653 (550 amino acids)
Biological process (GO): DNA replication checkpoint signaling; meiotic cell cycle; recombinational repair
Cellular component (GO): checkpoint clamp complex; condensed nuclear chromosome
Source: RefSeq, a predicted model, not a curated record
AUGUCAUUUAAAGCUGUCAUCACCACAACUUUGCAGCAAUCUAUAUGGUCGAAAGCUAUUCAUACUUUAUCAACUAUUAAUCAAACGAUUAACUUUACAAUCACUUCCAAUGAGCUUCUAAUAUGGACUAUGAAUUCAACAGACACCACAAUGUGUCAGAUCAGCCUGUAUGCAGAAUUUUUUGACGAGUACUGUUUUGAGCCAGGCAUGAUAGUGUUUGGGGAGGAGGGAGUUCAGCUAAUUGAAGACGUGAAAGGCUGGCAACAUAAAUUAUACUCGUUCCAAAUAAAUGGUCGUCAUCUUUCCUUAUUAGCUCGAAAACCAGAUAGUGAUCCUAUUAAAAAGUAUACAAUUCUAAUCAACAACACCUCUACGUGCCCUGAAUCGAUGGUGAAUAAGCUGCAGAUAGGCAUAUAUACCGAGUCACUUAUAACCAAAGAGUUUUCUCCUGGGUUUAAUCCUAUAAAGUAUGAUCCGAUUGUAAUAGAUCUCAAGUAUAAGAAACGAUUCCUUGAUAUAUAUGCUACAAGUGCUGAAUCACAAGAGAGUGAGAUGCUUGAUCCCAGGCUAGUAGGUGUUUUUGAAGUUGUAAGACGACAAUUGGAUAAUGCGAAGUUUAAUCAAAGUAUUGCAGCAAUUCAAAGACCAAAGGUACUACAGCCUGAGAAUGAAAUCAAUUUCAUUAGUAUGGAUAGUACUAUAUGGAAGAACUUUAUCGCAACCUGCACAGCAAGCACAGAAGAAAUUAAGUUAGAUCUAAACAUUAACAAAAUGGUUAUUACAGCAUUCUCGAAGGGGAUUUACAAUUUGAGGAAACAAGACGUUUUGAAGCAGGCAAUAUCUAUGAGUAAUUCCAUUGACACACAAGAUUUAGAGCAUUACUGCCUUUUUAACACAACAGAAGGUCAUGAACGAGAUCCCAAAAACCUUCCAACCAAGCAGAUAUCGUUCAAAUUAAAAGAUUUUAAGAAUUUCUUUACAGUUAACCAGGCAUGGAAAGGUAGCUGUAUUGUUAAUUGCUGGUUCUGCAUGCCUGGUGAUCCAGUAUUUUUUGAAAUUGAUCGUGACGAGGUUAAGCUGACACUGGUACAGAUCACUGACGAUGUCAGUAUUAAUGGACUCGCUCAGCAAAAGAAAACUAUUCAACCGGUUGCAAGAUCACCUAAGAAAACAGCCAAUUUGUUGGAUAAAGCAACUUCAGAAGCCCACAAAAUGCGCGCAGGGAGUACGCCUCCUGCCGAUAGUGCGUCAAGUCUACCAGUGAGACGCAAUUGGCACCGCAACCCUGUACAGAGUAAACUAUUCCUGGAAGAUGAAGAAGACUACGAGGGUGGAGUAAAUAUUACACAAGAUCAGUUAGAGCAGCGAAUGUCAUCUCUUCCAGGCAGCAGGGCAUUGAAGCGGGCUGCAACAACUGUUGCAUGGGGAGCGACAGAAUCUAGAGACGACAGUCCUCACGAAGAUCAAAUCACUAUCCUUAAGAAGGAGAAACAAAAGUUUCUGGAGCACUUGAAGGUACGAAAACUUGAAAACAAGAAUCAUAAAAAUGUUGCUGCCGAUAACGAGGAUACGCGCGACACACAGGGCACAGAUUUAGGACCAACUCAACAGUCUUUACCCAAAGGAUUAUUUGAUAAACUGGAUAUGAUGUGA